AGUGGAGCCAUAAUAUUAUGUUAUGGGCUGAUAGAGGCCCAGGUUCUUUAACCUGUAGCAAUCAAUCCGCAUCACCUUUUAAGCCAUUUCGAAACCCUAAUUUCAUCUCCGAAGUUAGAGUUUAGAGGAGCGGCGUAACAUCUGCAACCAUGGGGAUUAGUCGUGACAGUAUGCACAAGAGGCGUGCCACUGGUGGCAAGAAGAAGGCCUGGAGAAAGAAGCGAAAGUAUGAGCUUGGAAGGCAGCCAGCAAACACUAAGAUCUCCAGCAACAAGACUGUUAGGAGGGUAAGGGUUCGUGGUGGUAAUGUCAAGUGGCGGGCUUUAAGGUUGGAUACCGGUAACUACUCAUGGGGAAGUGAGGCUGUAACACGCAAGACCCGUAUUUUGGAUGUGGUUUACAAUGCAUCGAACAAUGAGUUGGUCAGAACUCAGACACUUGUCAAGAGUGCAAUCGUUCAGGUUGACGCCGCACCUUUCAAGCAAUGGUAUCUUCAACACUACGGUGUUGAGAUCGGCCGCAAGAAGAAAACAGUUGCUGCUACAACCAAAAAAGAGGGAGAGGAAGCGGAAGGUGCAACAGAAGAGGCCAAAAAGAGUAACCAUGUUGUGAGGAAACUGGAAAAACGUCAAGAGGAGCGCAAACUGGACCCUCAUGUCGAAGAACAAUUCUCUAGUGGUCGUCUUUUAGCUGCCAUCUCCUCACGUCCUGGCCAGUGUGGUCGUGCUGACGGAUACAUAUUGGAAGGGAAAGAGCUUGAAUUCUACAUGAAGAAGCUCCAGAAGAAGAAAGGGAAGGGUGCUGCUGCUUAAAAUCAUGUUUCCUAAUAAUAGAGUUGUAUUUCUUUUAUUUAUUUUUGAGGAAUGACAGGACUCGGAUUUUGUUGACUUUUGUUAGUUAGGUUUGAGUUUUGUUGACUAUUUUUCUACAUUUAUUGUCAUGACUUCCAUAUGCAUGCAUGCAUGUUUAAAUUCAACUGAAGUGGAUUUAGGUUG
Messenger RNA from Helianthus annuus (common sunflower), 995 nucleotides. RefSeq names its product 40S ribosomal protein S8. The record is from RefSeq and is a predicted model, not a curated record. The transcript has 5 exons. The coding region runs from base 150 to 812 and encodes 220 amino acids. Gene Ontology annotation, biological process: translation; maturation of SSU-rRNA from tricistronic rRNA transcript (SSU-rRNA, 5.8S rRNA, LSU-rRNA). NCBI's taxonomy places the organism in Eukaryota, Viridiplantae, Streptophyta, Magnoliopsida, Asterales, Asteraceae. Gene Ontology annotation, molecular function: structural constituent of ribosome. Gene Ontology annotation, cellular component: ribosome; cytosolic small ribosomal subunit.